UUCUUUUUUAUUUUUUAACAAAAAAUGAAAUCAUAAUAAUUAUCUUAUGAACAUGAAUGUGACAUGAAUGUGGAGUUUGAUUAAUAUACACGGUUUAAUUACAUUAUUAACUAUCAUGAAAUUACUUUUAAUUCGAGAAACGACGAGUUAUAAGGGAUACAAGUUAAAUCUUAUUUGCCACCAUUUGUGAUGGUGUUUUUCAGAUUGACAGAUGCAACGUAUAAGAGAGAAGACGAGAUGGCCGAAGUGGCAACGAGAACUAUUACGUUAUUAUAUUUCAACGUAUCAAAGAAUUAUUAUUCUCGUGAUACUUCAAUUAAAUUAUUCUCGAUCAUUAUCGUGACUUUUUGCACUAUUUAAAUAUAUAUAUAUAUAUAUAUAUAUUUUAUAAAACGAUUAUGAUAUUUCUCAUAAGGAUGUAGACCAGUUCGAGUUAAAGGCCUAUCGUGGCCGAGUUUCCUUACACGAAUUUUUCCUAUACACACACACACAUACACACAUAUAUAUAUAUAAUUUACAAUGAUGUAAGUACGUGUAUAUUGCAUACACGUUUUACGAAAGACGUGUUAAAAAAUUAUUGAAAAAAGGUGAGAAAAGUGAAAAAUAUCUCGGAUAAUUUGUUGUCAAAAGCCGCUCCCACGAACAAAAAUUUCACCAGGAGAGAAUAUAGGCGCGAUCCUUCCCUUACUCGAUCGUCCUACUUUUUUUCAUUCCACCACCCCAGCCCUUUUCCUCCUUCACCACCCCUCUUUCUCUCAUAUUCUCACUCUCUCCCUCUUCUCAAACCGUUCGUGCAUCUCUUCUGUGAAUCCGAGUUCAUCAUAUUUCAGUGUCCCAGUGCAACCAGUCAGAUGAUCGAAGAAAUAUAAUAAUAAUAAUAAUAAUAAUAAUAAUAAUAAUAGUGUUCGCGGUGUGUAUUCGGGUUCGUUAUAUUUAAUAAUAAGGAAGCCAGAAAGAAGAGAGUGUCACAAAGUUUUUUAAUUAUCCUGAUAGAAGGACAAAUAAACGAGAAGAACAAAAAAAGGAAGGAGGGUGGAGUGGAGGGGUGGGUUAGGCGGGUUAAAGAAAGAUUGUUUAUAUAAUUAUAUUCUAUCGAAUCAGCGAUAAGAAAAUGUGUGUGAAAAUAAUCAUAGUAACUACACGUGAGUACGUGAUUCGUUUAAGUGACGUGAUUCUAUACCAAUGCCGAUGACACGCUCGUUUUUGAGAGCGUAAGUGAAUAAGUGUGUUAGUGAUUUUAACGUGCAUGUAUGGAACCGGCGUUUAUUACGUAGGAUGUUGUUCCUGGAAGUUGUCCAAUAGUACACGAGGAGAAAGAUAGCAACAGCGAAAAUGGUGGAUUUAGAAGGGUACAUCAUUAUGCUGGCGAAUAAGAACGGGGAGAUGAAGUUGUACGGUUCUCGUGCAGAGAACGCGGAUGGUUUGGAAUUCGACGACGAAAUUCUCCAAGUUAACGGCCGUACUCUACAAAAUGCAACCUAUGCGGAAGUCAUUCAGUACAUACAUCAGUGCAUCAAAUCUCGCACGAUAUCUUUACGGUUACGUAGGCGAAAGGAAAGCCGUAUCGAAGAGCUGGAUGGACCAAAUGCUGUACGGAUACGAGAUGGUUGGGUUAUUGCUGUCGAAAGAGGCGUAAGAGAAAGGUUGAAAGAGCUUGCUGCACUGAGAAGCAUCCAGUUACGGGAUAUCGAAGCCAUACUAGAUCAUCAGAUAAACGAGACCGGUGCAUCCACGAGCGAGGAAAGAACGAGAAAAGAUGUAACGAAUAAUCAGGUCACCGUGACCCUUGCGGAUGAGGAUGUACGUAAUACAAACGCUUUCUUGUCGAAACUCAGUAACGGUACGAUACCUAAAGGAGUGAGCAAGGAAAAUCAGGACACGAGAGAAGGGAAAAUUCAACAGGAACGAAAGGACGUCUCGGAGAAACAACAAAAUUCAUCGGAUGAAACUAAUCUAUUGCAACCGGUGCAGAGCAGCAACAAAGUAGUGGAACGCCGUGCUAGCAGUCCCUUCCAAAAUGGCCGGACAGAGGUCCUGAUUGGAGAACCUGAGGGCGGCCCGAGGUCGCCACGAGGAUCGACAUCUUCAGCGAUUAACGACGGCAAUUUUCUCAAUACACCGGACGAACGCGAAGCAAUUUUCAGGUCUCGUCGGCGCAGCGGUAGUGGUGCAUCAGAUAUACCACAACAACAACAACAACAACAGCAACAACAACAGCAACAGGAAACGCAAGAGAACAACAACGGGAGUUCACGAGGAAAGAAAUUGCAGGAGGGGUUGGGUCCCGAUGAGAUGUGGGCUCGUGGUACCCUAGGCCAUCACCGGGAGCUACCAGUCGAUGUGCCCGACACCUUAUUACAGAAGGCUUAUCCCAAUAAGGUAAAGAAUUGCUCAACCGAUUGUCGGAAUGAGCUUCGUCGUCCCUGUAGCGCUAGCGAGUUAGACCUCUCCCUAAACGUUAAGAAUGAUAUUAUAAAAAAACGCACGACGGAGUCAAGAUUUGGGCUAAUACCACCACCACCACUACUAUCAACAUCAUCAUCACCAUCAACAACAACGACAACAACGACAACGACAACGACAUCAACGACAGGAACAACAACAACAACCGAUCAGCGUGCUGAUGUCACCGAUGGCUGUCCACGUUCAAUUUUAUUCAACAACGGUGAUAAAAGUAAAUUACCGAUGCACGAGAUCGAAUUAAAGAUCGGUUUGUUGAAGGAUAACGUUAAAGGGGAGGAAAACGAAUUGAAAGAAUUAACAACGGAAUAUUUGAAGAUGGAUAAUAAGAAGUCAAAUGGUAGUAUAUUGAAGGUUAUCGAAUUGAAGAAGGAUCCAAAGAGUCCCUUCAGGGGCAAUCAUGUUGAUAACGAAGGCGAGGAGGAGGAGGAGGAAGAGGAGGAAGAAAAGGAGGUAUUGAAUGAGGAAGCAAAUGGUCAGAAAGAAUCCAGCGUUGAUAUAGAGGACGAGUAUCCUUUUGCCAAAGAAGAUUAUCCUACUAUGUUGAAAACUUGUAGCGAUGAUUCGGCAAGUCCUCGUAGUUCGUCGAGCCGAUCGGAUAGUACAGCACCUUUAGAUACCAGUUUGGUACUAAGGCAUAGUACAGAUGAUGAUAAUAAUAAAAAAAAUAAAAAGGUUAAUGCUCGUGACAAAGAUUCACCAAGUUACGAUGCUAGGCGAAUCGAUCUUGGUUCACCUUGUCGUCCGGUAGUAACCGAAUUACCGAUCAAAGUGACACCAUUAUUCGCACGUGCACGCGAUCCAACAUCAUUCGACAAUCCGGCAUACGGUUUGCCUGAUUUCCAAGACAUCCAAGGUCUAUUGAUAAGAUCCGACGAGGUGUCGGAUUUAACGAGAUUGAUAGACGAACAGUGUACGGUACCAAGAAUACCAACUAGUCUUCAGGAUAGAACGCAAUCCGACACGCAAGGUAGUGGUGUUAGUAAUACUAGUACUACUACUACUACUACUACUACUACUACUACUACUACUACUAGUACUACUACUACGAUCGAAUCCUCGAUGAUGAUGAUGACACCUAAAAAAAAUUCGAAACAUCAAUCAAAAGAUAAUAAUAAAUUAACAUAUAAAUCGAAAAAUCAGGAUCAUCUGAUAAUAGAGGAACGUGUUAAUUCGACCGAUGAUCUAUUAGGAAUCGAUUCGAGAAACAAUUGUCUCGAAUCGUCUUCUUCCUCCUCGUCUCAUCAAAGAUCGAAGAAAAAACGUCACCAACAGAUAUCAAGUGGUUAUUCGACUUUAAGAAGUGAGAUAUCAAGCGAUCUCGAUUUUAACGAUCGCAGUUAUUUAGUUGUCAGUGGUAAAACUUAUCGCGAGGUUGCCGUUGAUUGUCCACCCGAUUUCGUUCCGGUAACCAAGUGCCAUCCGAUUUAUCCACCGCCCAAUAAAACUCCCGGCAACAGUAAACACAAUACGUUAGAACUUAAACGUGAUCGUAAUAAUCACGGUGAUAAUAUUGUCGUAAGGGAACCAAUUAUUACAACAAAUACCACGACUAUAACUACUACGACUAUUAUUACGAUGACAACUACUAAUACUAAUACUACGACUACGACUACGACUACUACAAUGAAUACGACGAUGACAACGUUUAACCCAACUACCAUCACUACUACUACUACUACGGCUAACAACAACAUAUUCAACUUAGAUUCUCCUAGACUUCGUUCGAACGAUAUUAAUUACAUGAUGAUGAACAAACCGCCGAUCUUGUCAUCGUCUUCCUCACCUACAACGUUAGCAACUACUGAUGCUAGCGGUAAAGAAAACAUAGUCACGCGUACGAUAGACAGAAAGCACGAAAUUAAAAAGGCCGGUCUUAAUGGGGUCAAACCUGCCAUCCCGCCCAGAGAUCAAAAAAGGGCACCCGCUAGACCACCGAAGGAUAGUCUCAGACUUUCGAGCCAGAACAACAACGUUGAGAGCAACGAUUAUGCUAAUACCACUGAACCUACGCAACAGCAGCUUCAUUCUAUUAGAAAAUAUCAGGAACAAUUGAGAAAACGAAAGGACGAAGAGGAGAGGCAAGAAAUUUUGAAUCGAUCGUUACGUGGUUCAACGAAACUUAAAGCUUUAGAAAGUCAUGCCACGAAUCUUACCGGUCAAGAAAAUCUUGCUUAUGCUCAAGACGAAUUAGCAACCGCUGUUAGUCGUCCUGCUCCUGUCACACCUUCAGCACCCUUAACAUACGGUGAGGUCGUUGCCACGUUGGAAAAAUUGCAACUUCAAUUACGAAAUAUUUCCGGAGCUUUAGGUAUUUCGGGUCCAAGCGUGGAAGCCGAACUCGAAGCAGUUCGGACGCUUUUGUUGAAAAGCAGAUUUGUAACUGCCGUAGCCACGCAUUAUGCAUUGAAAACGAGAUUAAGGUCGAACAAGGUUCUCAGACAUCAUGCCGAAGAUUCGUCGACGUUAGCUCGUGACUGCGUAGAUGUAUUAGAAAAAUGGCAAUCAUCAUCAACAGCAACGGAUGUCGGCACGGCAGAAACCAUGGCUGCCGUGGAAGAGUUGACGGGUAUAUUAACGAGUUACGACAUGGAGGCAUUACUUAUAGCACACGAUUCAAUAAUAUCAUACGUGGAAGGUUUCCAAAGAAAACACAGUCCUUCGUCCUCGUCACCAAGUGGUCCACCAAGUCCUACGUCCAGUUGGAGAGAAUCACGUGUAGAUAACAUCAAAAUUAUUAGGAUCGAAAAAACUAACGAACCAUUGGGUGCUACUGUUAGAAACGAUGGUGAUGCGGUUAUCAUAGGUCGAGUUGUUCGUGGUGGUGCAGCAGACAAAUCCGGACUUUUGCACGAGGGGGACGAAGUUUUGGAAGUUAAUGGUGUUGAAAUGCGUGGCAAAAGUGUUAACGAAGUUUGCGACAUUUUAGGUGGGAUGCAGGGUAGUCUUACGUUUUUGGUAUUACCGGCACCAACGAAUUAUCGUAAUAAUUUGAAUAAUAGAAAGGAAGAUACUAAUCAGAUACAACAUAUACGCGCACAUUUUGAUUACGAUCCCGAGGAAGAUCCGUAUAUACCGUGCAGAGAACUCGGAGUUAGUUUUCAAAAAGGUGACGUAUUGCAUGUGAUUUCUCAGGAGGAUCCAAAUUGGUGGCAGGCAUACAGAGAAGGUGAAGAGGAUCAAACGUUAGCCGGUCUUAUACCCAGUAAAGCUUUCCAACACCAACGAGAAUCAAUGAAGCAGACGAUAGCUGGUGGAAAGUCAACGGUCAGAGGUUCGAAGAAAUCCAGUACCCUAUUGUGCGCGAGAAAAAAUCCAAAGAAAAAAAAACGAAACAAAUUAGGUGCCAAUUUCAAUGACGAUGGUUAUCCACUUUAUGCGACUACUACGAUAGACGAUUACGAUAGCGAAGAGGUAUUAACUUACGAAGAAGUUGCAUUAUAUUAUCCAAGAGCUAAUCAUAAGAGGCCUAUCGUUCUUAUUGGUCCUCCUAACAUCGGUAGACACGAAUUGAGACAAAGAUUGAUGCAAGACAGCGAACGUUUUGCGGCAGCUAUUCCUCGUGAGUUAUUUUUUCAUUAUAAUUUAAUCAAAUAAA
This is a messenger RNA of Polistes canadensis, 6058 nucleotides long. RefSeq names its product serine-rich adhesin for platelets-like. Gene Ontology annotation, molecular function: protein binding. Bases 1333 to 6057 code for a protein of 1574 amino acids. NCBI's taxonomy places the organism in Eukaryota, Metazoa, Arthropoda, Insecta, Hymenoptera, Vespidae. The record is from RefSeq and is a predicted model, not a curated record. Gene Ontology annotation, biological process: establishment or maintenance of polarity of embryonic epithelium; establishment or maintenance of epithelial cell apical/basal polarity; morphogenesis of an epithelial sheet. The transcript has 17 exons. Gene Ontology annotation, cellular component: plasma membrane; adherens junction.